AAAAAUAUGAGUAACAUGGCCAUAUCUCCUGUACUAACUAAUAAUUUUCCAUUAAAACUUCACACGGAGCGUUGGAUUCGGACACGGUUCCCUCCCUUUCACCCGACACGUGGCGUCUUACGCAGCGGCAAUUGCGUCAUCACAGCGACGUCGUCUAACCAUCCCCUCAUUCUUUAUUCCCCCAAGGGCGGCCACCAUCGAUCAAUUCAGUGUUUGAAGCAACCCUCCCUCCUCCCCCCUCCUGGUGGAGGAGCUUUUAGAGAGAAGAAAUCUUCAGAGGCGGGCUCUGAAUCCGAAGUCAUCGGAUAUAUUCCGCGUGUGGUGUUGGUAGUGGUGGAGGUUGGUGGUUUUGCGAUGGAGUGGUGGCACAAGAUGAUGUUUCCUAUCCAAAGACUUUGGAUCGUUGUUGCCAAGCGUCUUGGGAUUCGCAAAAGCGGUUCUUCAGAUUUGUAUUUUGAAAACCGGCAUGAAAUGUGAAAUAGAGUCACUCAAUUUCAAAGGAGGCCCAAUCAUUCUUUAUGUUUGGAAAAAGUGUGAAUCUGAAUCAAUUCACUUGAUCGCCUUCAUGUGUCUGGAUAAGGUAUCUGGUCUGGAAAAUUUUCCAAUUGUGUAUUGCUCAUAAUAACUUUUCAUGUUAUGAAGUUGUUGGUUCGUAUAUUUGUAAAUUGUAUAUAUAUAUUUUUUGUUAAUUUGUAUUUGGCUCUCAACCGACUAAUUCAGGGACUAAUCACACCGUCCACUAUCGGGGCCCAAUUAAAGCUGGGUAAAGUCUCGUAUGAAUUGGCUCCAAGAAAUUGUUUGAAAACCUAUAUGUUGUGUUUGGUUGAGGAAUAUGGGGGGAGGAAUUUGGAAAAGAAAAGGGAAAAAGUGAAUGAAACUAAAUGAAAUUUAAGUAUAUUUUAUUUAUAUUUUACCCACCUUUUCUAUUUCUCUUUCCAAAUCCCUCCUCAAAUCUCCCAAUCAAACAUAACAAUAAGGUUUUAAACCUGAGAUCAAAUUCCCCAACCAAACACAGUAAUAAGAUUUUGAACCGGAGAAUUUGGAGGGAACAUACCCCAAGCUCCAAGCAAUCCCUUGGGGCAUAUUGCCAGUCAUUAUUUCUUGUGUUGAUCUUAAUUAUUAUUAGGUAGAUAGUAGUCAUGACUAGUUGAUUGGUUCAAAAUUUAUCUUCUUUGUUCAUGGAUAACUGAUGAAAAUCACUUUAAUCAGUUUAAUUACAUAAAACA
This is a messenger RNA of Camellia sinensis, 1226 nucleotides long. Lineage: Eukaryota; Viridiplantae; Streptophyta; Magnoliopsida; Ericales; Theaceae. The record is from RefSeq and is a predicted model, not a curated record.